AUGCACAAGUACAUAUCAAAAGCAACUGUGCAACGAUCUUCUGCAAUUUGUAUGGCACUUGACAGAUAUAACAAGCUGGCACCUCUGCAAGUCCCACCUCAACCAAUCCUUGAGUAUACUAAAGUCGUAUGGUAUGCGGCCUUAGGAGAAUUCACACUCCUGAAGCAUUCACAUCAUGAUCUACUUAUGAAACCAUGGGCUAUACCAGAGAAUUGCAAGAUGUCAGCAAAGUUUUUUAAAGUCCUACACUUGCAUGAAGAGAUCACACGCUUGAACAUUGAGAUAGGGAGACUUCAUGCUUGGAUGGAGUUUGGGGAGAAAAGCAUGGUCUCUGCAAUAGCUGCACUAAACAACAAAGCCUUGCCCAUCCUAGCAUCUGAGUUGCAGAGGCAAUAUGCUGCAUGGCACCAUGUUAACAAUAUUCACUGUACUCACCUAUGA
This is a messenger RNA of Suillus paluster, 441 nucleotides long. RefSeq lists its product as uncharacterized. The transcript has a single exon. The coding region runs from base 1 to 441 and encodes 146 amino acids. The record is from RefSeq and is a predicted model, not a curated record. NCBI's taxonomy places the organism in Eukaryota, Fungi, Basidiomycota, Agaricomycetes, Boletales, Suillaceae.